GUGUAGAACAACAAAGCCGUAAAACAGUUUGAUAAUUGCAUUGCAGAAGCACUUAGUUACCAAUAAGUGAUUUUGAAAAGAAAAUGGCUUCCCUUGCUCUUCUUCGUCCCUGCAUAUUCCACCACACACACAAACCUUCUUCAACCCUAACCCUAAAACCAAAACAAGGCAAUUCCCUUUCAUUUUCACCAAAACUGAAAAACGGCGUCGUUAAAGCUAACCUAUCCACACCAGCAGCACCAGAACGUUUAAUCUCAAUCGCGGCAUACACACUCCCAUUCUUCAAUUCCCUUCAAUACGGUCACAGCAUUCUGACUCAAUACCCUAAAUUUGCACUCCUCUUCCAACCAAUCAUUCCUUUCCUUUCUUUCUAUAGAUCUCUCCCCUACGCUUCUUUCAUUGCGUUUUUCGCAUUUUAUUUGGGAAUUGUUAGAAACCCUAGUUUCCCUGAAUAUGUUAGAUUCAAUUCUAUGCAAGCACUUACACUCGAUGUGCUUCUUGUUCUUCCGGUUCUGUUUCAGAAGAUUUUCUCUCCUGGGAGAUCUGGAUUGGGUUUUCAGGUUAUGGUUUGGUCUCACAAUGUUGUGUUUGUUUUCAGUAUUCUUUGUUUUGUUUAUAGUGUUUUGAAUUGUCUUUUUGGUCGUACUCCUUACUUGCCCUUUGUUGCUGAUGCUGCUGCCAGACAAAUAUGAAUGAUGAUAGAUAGGAUUUCAUUUCUAUAUAUGUUAUGUGUUAUUUAUUUUGAGUUGUUACUUGAAUGAAAUGCAAUGAGUUUUACCCUUUUUCAA
Molecule: messenger RNA, 788 nt
Organism: Trifolium pratense (red clover)
Lineage: Eukaryota; Viridiplantae; Streptophyta; Magnoliopsida; Fabales; Fabaceae
Product: protein TIC 20-II, chloroplastic
Exons: 1
Coding region: 84-692 (202 amino acids)
Source: RefSeq, a predicted model, not a curated record